Saprolegnia diclina VS20 is the source of this 1782-nucleotide messenger RNA. RefSeq lists its product as hypothetical. Bases 24 to 1739 code for a protein of 571 amino acids. The record is from RefSeq and is a predicted model, not a curated record. Gene Ontology annotation, biological process: post-translational protein targeting to membrane, translocation; intracellular signal transduction. The transcript is spliced from 2 exons. Gene Ontology annotation, cellular component: endoplasmic reticulum; endoplasmic reticulum membrane. NCBI's taxonomy places the organism in Eukaryota, Oomycota, Saprolegniomycetes, Saprolegniales, Saprolegniaceae.
GUCAAUGAAACAAGGGACGGGAGAUGUCCUGGCAAGCCCGGCGCGCUGCGACAUGGACACCGAUGGUCCGACGUGCGACGACGAAUCUCGAGGAUGCUCCUCCGAGCAAGCACCGCACGCCAUGGACACACGUGCUGGCAACGGCCGAAGAAAGGUCGGACAGAAACAGGCAGACGCAACAUCGAGCUCUGAACAGACCAACAUACCGUGCGCCCGCUUGUCAAGCUCUGCUGCGAAGACCCACCGCGGGCGCGUAUCCAGGCACCUGUCGAGCGGACGUGGGCUGGCGCUGCUAUAGCAUACGUCCUCGAUACUUCCCGAUUGAUUGCGGAGCUCCAUCAGCAUGCCAAUCGUUGCGGGCGGCGAGCCGCGGUGCCAUCCAUUUUCGCCGGGCGGCGAGCCGCGGUGCCAUCCAUUUUCGCCGGGCGCGCUUGCUUGCAACGGGAGGCCGUUCGGUCCAAUGCGUCGCCCAAGGCCCUUGGCUCGCGCCGCCGCUGCGUGCGCUCGGCAUCACCGUCCGCCUCAAGGUCUGUGCUGUCGCCACGCGGUCGCGUCCCCAGGUGUCGAGUGUGUUCGCAUCAACAGGGUCGACCGGAUACUGUUGUCGUAUCCGUACAGCGGAAACCACUUGGCGUUUGUAUGUCGUAGCCACGUCACCGUUUUUUGUAUGGAAAUUGGAAAAUUCACUUCCCAUUUUCAUUCCAAGUAGAGCAAUGGGUUCGGACUGCUGUGGCGGCAACCACUCGCAUGGCGCGGCUGCGCCCGUGGUCCCGGCGGCGCCCAUGACCAAGGAGGAGGAAGCCGAGUUCAAGGCGGUCAAGAAGAUGGCCGACUUCCUCCGGGGCCGCAAUGGCAUGCCGGUCCGGCAAGCGAUCGAGCUCGGAAAGCGUGUCGAGUUCUUCCGCGGUGACAAGCUCGGCAAGUUCCUCAUCAACCACGACUCGGCGAGCAAGUACUGCGUGUCGCCCGUCGCCUCCAAGGACGACGCGCUCGAGAUGGGUCGUCUCCUCGUGACGCAUGGCUUCAUCCACCGGUCGGAGCGCGAUGCGAAGAACAAGAAGCUGCUCCAGCCGUCGCAGAGCCACGAGUUUACGGCCGACGGCUUUUACACGUGGAUGUACGAUGGGCCCAAGACGUUUCGCAAUUUUUUGACGGCCGCGCUCAUCGUCGGCUUUACGGGCCUCGUGUGCUACCCCAUCUGGCCGCAGUGGUCCAAGAUCGGCGUCUGGUACCUCAGCGUCACGUUCCUCAUUGUCAUCAUCGUGUUUUGUAUCGUCCGGCUCUUUGCCUUCUUCAUCCUGUGGCUCGCGGGCAUCGAAUUUUGGUUCUUGCCCAACAUCUUUGACGACAACCUCGGCGUCAUCGACUCGUUCAAGCCGCUCUACAGUCUCCGGAAGACGGACCCGUCGGAAACCAAGUACCGCGCGAUGGCGCUCCUCGCGUUUAUCGGGUUUUGCAUUUGGGUCGCGCAGCAGCCGACCGACUUUGACGAGUACAUGGCGCUCACCAAGCAGUUUACGGACGACGUGUACAGCGGGAAGCUCCUCGACGACAUGAGCCAGAAGGACAAGGAAGACAUUGACAAGCUCAAGGUGCCGGACCUCGAAGAGCUCAUGCGCGACGAUGCGUCCGACAUGUUUGCCGACAAGGACGAAGACUCGAUUUUCGACAGCUUUAUGGAGCAAAAGUACUUUUCCGAAGACGCCGACGCCGACGACGACGUGCACGACGACUUGUAGGCCUUGAAUUACCCUCGAAUAUAUACCAUAGUAGUUAUCACGA